UCUUCUUCGAGACUCGAUUCGUGACUACUGUCGUUGCUUUAAGUAGUUCUCUCUCUUCGCUAGCUCCACUCCAAUUAGCGGCCGCGAUGGUCGACGACAAAGUAGAGCCCUCGAUUGCGACGGACAGCGGCGGUGGUGGGCCCAAGCCACUCCUCCGCCCUCGUCGUGAGCCCUUCGAGCACGGUCUCCUCCCGAUCCCCAAGCUCAUCCUCUCCGAUGGAACCCUAACCCUCGGGCCGCUCGCCGACAAGCUCCUCCGGAGAUCCGUCCCUUCUCCACACCGUGUCGAUGCGCCCGCCCUCGCAGAAGCCCUCCAGAUCUCUCUCGAACACGCUGGUCUCGCCUUUGACACCCUCGCCUCCGUCCUCCACUCCGAUCCGGCUCCGGAUGGCACCGCCGACGUCCUUGACCUUGUCCUCUUCCUCUACAUCCAGUCCUACAAGCGGCUUGUUCCCCGUCCUCACAAAGACUCGGCUGCUGUCGCUGAUGUCUGGCCCUCCACCUCGGCCUUCGACGGCUACCUGUCGGCCCUCUCGCCGCUUCAGCUUGUACGAAGUAAUAGUCGCAGGUUUCCUUCACAAGCAGAUGAAGAGGCUCAUCAGUUGUCAUACAUACAGAAGCAUAUGGGAAAUAUACUUGCUCUUUUGGCGGAGACUGUUGAAGGAGAUGGCGACGAAUCUCUGGUUUUGACAAUGGAAAGAUUUGAGCACCUUGGUUUCCUCCUCCAUUUUUCUGAAGGAAUUUCUUUGACCCAAGGAGCUCCAUUUUUUGCUAAUUCAGAUCCAGACAUGCCAGCUGUUCCUGUUCCUGCCGCCCAAGUCCAUGAAUGGGUUGUUCAAAACAUAAUUGCUUCACUGGAUCACAAUGCUGAGAAGGUAGUAACAAAAGAAAAUGGCAUGCAAAAUCCUGCAGAUGUUGACGUGUAUAUGACAGAUGCAUGUGCAAGCCAUUCAAAGACCCAAAGCAGUGGCUCUCCUUCUGGGGUUGCAGUUCCUGCUAAUUCAGCAUACUCCAUAAAUGUAACUUUUGUGGAAGGUAUAUCAAAAGCUUCUGUUGUCAAGCAGCCAUGUGAUAUGAAAGGAAAUUCUAUAAAGGUGUUAAAUUGCCAUGAUUCAGUGAUUUAUAUCUUGGCACCUCUGAGGCUUGCCACAGUUUAUGGAUGUUCGGAUGCAACUAUCCUUCUUGGUGCUGUUGGUAAGUCUGUUAAAGUGGAGCACUGCGAAAGGGUACACAUCAUUGCAGCUGCGAAACGCAUGUGUAUUGCAAACUGUCGUGAGUGUGUAUUUUACUUGGGAGUCAAUCAACAACCCCUUCUUGUUGGCGAUAAUCACAAGUUACAAGUGGCGCCAUUUAAUACCUAUUAUUCACAACUGGAACAGCAUCUAGCUCAAGCUGGCAUCGACUCUAGUGUCAAUAAAUGGGACCAACCCUUGGUGCUGGGGAUGGUCGAUCCUCAUGAUCCUUUAUCUCAUCCUGCUGGAGUUUCUGACAUUCAAGCUGAGUCAGCCACAUGCAUUGACCCUGAUCAAUUUACUAAUUUUUUGAUUCCUAACUGGUUUGGAGCUGAAUCACCAGAAUGUACAAAGUACAACCCAUUUCCCUUGCCUGAAAGCUACAGAACAUCCCAGAAGAAGAAGCAUAAAAACUUGCUUGAUGUUCAACAAGCUAUCAGAGAUGCGCCAGUUGAUGAAACCCGGAAGCGAGAACUAGCAUCCGCCCUUCAUGCACAUUUUAAAGACUGGUUAUAUGCGUCCGGGAACAUUCGCCAGCUUUACUGUCUACAAGCCGAAUGAACUUGCUAUAGCAACACCAUUGUUAUGCUUUGUAAUUUCUCUGAAGCAACUGCAAGCUCUUUCCCGUCUAUUCUGAUCGGCCUACCAGACUCAAUCGUUUUAGAUCUAGGGCUUCUUGUGUUUGUGCAGUGGUAGCUGUUUUCCCCCAUGAUAUCCAUGUUUUUAUCUUGUUGCUGAAUCGUCAUCACGUUGUUAUUGUGCAUGAGAAAUAGUGAGAAGAUUGUUGGUUACUGCUGCA
This is a messenger RNA of Zingiber officinale, 2031 nucleotides long. Its product is annotated as TBCC domain-containing protein 1-like. The transcript has 9 exons. The record is from RefSeq and is a predicted model, not a curated record. The coding region runs from base 87 to 1793 and encodes 568 amino acids. NCBI's taxonomy places the organism in Eukaryota, Viridiplantae, Streptophyta, Magnoliopsida, Zingiberales, Zingiberaceae.